UCCGCCAUAUUGUUCUAAUGAGAGUUGGAAGACAGAAGGUGAAUGCCUGUUUUCUAGCAUGCGUGUUACUAACUUGUCCGCUACUCGUUUAUUCAAUAAUACGGACGUUUAUCUCAAACUCUCGGUGGAGCUGCAGCCACGCCGCACACGCAAGCGCAAGAGUUGGAUUUGGAGUAGGCCUACAGUACACUUGGAAACAACUCGAGCAGUCCAACAAGUCGACUGCACCAGAAGGUAAACAGCGCCCACCCGACUUUAUUAUUGUUGGCGUUCGCAAAAGCGGCACGAGGGCCCUGCUGUCGAUGAUUACUUUGCAUCCGCAAGUUGUAUCACCUGGACCGGAAGUGCACUACUUUGACAGAGAUGAGAACUUCCGACGAGGCCUUGGGUGGUAUGUCAGCCAGAUGGCGCCGUCUAGAGACGGACAAUUGACUGGUGAAAAGAGUCCUUCCUACUUCAUCUUUCCUUCUGUUCCGUUGAGAAUCAAAAAUUAUUUCGAAACAGUGGGGAAAAAAGCUAAGUUGCUGUUGGUGGUACGGGAACCUGUGAGUCGUCUCAUAUCCGAUUUCACGCAGAAAUUGGUACAGAAAGGAAUCAGUGCAUUUGACAGUGAAACGGUUAGAGAUAAUUUCGUCCAGAAGGCGUUUACCCUCGAUGGUCAAGUGAACACGAACUGGACAGCUAUCAGAAUUAGUCUCUAUUCUGUUUUUCUCGAAAGGUGGUUGAACGUUUUCGAGCCAAGUGAAAUACACUUUGUCAAUGGUGAUAACCUUAUUAGAAAUCCGACAACCGAGAUGAUAAAAGUAUCUUCCUUUCUGGGUUUGGACCAGAGCUUUGAUUGGAAGAAUUCUUUCAACUACAAUUCUACUCUUGGAUUUUUCUGCAUUAGGAAGGGUCACAGUGGCAACGUGUCACACUGCUUGGGUAGCACAAAGGGUCGUCGACAUCCAGAAAUCGAUGCGAGUCUCUUAGAGAAGUUGUACAUGUUCUUUCGUCCGUACAACAGUAAGUUUGUAAAAAUGACAGGGAUGACAGUCGACUGGGAUAUAUGACAGAUAUUCGUGAUGACUAAUCACAGUCAAGUACAGCCACAGAUUUCACUACACAUGACUUUUAUUAGGGAAACAGAUGACGGUUGAGUUUUUUCAAGACACUUAUUAACGAUUAAUCUUUAAUGACCGGCUUGAGUUGAUCACCAGAUUCGUUUAUGUACAUUGUUUGCAAUUGAUAUAGUCUACUGACUUUUAGUUGGACAGAAUUUGCAAGCUUAGAUCUAUAAUGUAGUUUAUGACAACCAUGAUCGGUAUUGAAUGCGACUAACUAGU
Molecule: messenger RNA, 1325 nt
Organism: Corticium candelabrum
Lineage: Eukaryota; Metazoa; Porifera; Homoscleromorpha; Homosclerophorida; Plakinidae
Product: heparan sulfate glucosamine 3-O-sulfotransferase 1-like
Exons: 2
Coding region: 18-1052 (344 amino acids)
Molecular function (GO): [heparan sulfate]-glucosamine 3-sulfotransferase activity
Source: RefSeq, a predicted model, not a curated record